CAAAAAAACCGGAAGUGGUUCUAAGGGGGUCGCUUUCGGCGGGGUUUGGUAUUUCAUGUGCAGCCAACAUGGACGCGGAGCACACGGAGAGGCUGCUGGUGAAGCUCGCUCAGGACGGACACACCAGCUCCCUGGAGGAGCUCCUCGGGCCGGGCGGCUCGGCGGCGGCUCGCAGCGUGGGCCGGGGACACUUGGGCCGCUCCGGGGACACGCUGCUGCACUACGCGGCCCGACACGGACACCUGGACACGGUGAAGUACCUGGUGGAGAGCGUGGGGAUGGACGUGGAGGUGACCAACAGCGACUACAAGCGGCCGCUGCACGAAGCUGCGUCCAUGGGUCACCGGGCGUGUGUGGGCUACCUUCUCGGGGAGGGCGCCGCGGUGGACAGCCUGAAAAAGGCGGACUGGACUCCUCUGAUGAUGGCCUGCACUCGGAGGAACCUUGACCUGAUCCAGGAGCUGCUGCGUCACGGCGCCGACCCUGCACUGAGGAACAAGGACGGCUGGAACUCGUUCCACAUCGCCUGCAGGGAGGGGGACCCUCUGGUCGUGCAGCACCUGCUCCUUAUUGCGCAAGAAGUCUGGAGGACGGCGAGCAAGACACGGAGGACACCGCUGCAUACUGCAGCGAUGCACGGCUGUGAGGAGGUGGUCAGCAUCCUGCUAGAGAGAUGUGGCUACACCCCAGACAGCACAGACAGCUGUGGAGUCACUCCUUUGAUGGAUGCUGUCAGGAACGGACACGUCUCUGUGGCCAGGCUGCUUUUAGAACACCACCAGGCGUCUCCAACGGCAGCUGACAAAGUCGGGGCUCAGCUGGUGCACCAGGUAGCUGUCACUGGCCAGAAGGAGGCGCUGCGGUUCCUGGUGAAGGACCUCGGUGUCGAUGUCAACCAGAGAGCGACAGGCAUUCAGCUCAGUGCCCUGCAUUACGCUGCAAAGGAGGGCCAAACGUCCACUAUUAAAACACUGCUGGAGUUGGGAGCAGAUCUUCAUGCGCGGGACACAAAGGGAAGAACUGCUCUUCACAUGGCUUGCAUCGGGCAGCACGCAGGAGCGACGCGGUUGCUUCAGCAGCUCGGACUCAAAGAUUCGGAGGAUGCAUCCGGCACAAGAGCGCGGCAGUUCGCCAGGAAACCAGACUUAAUGGCAGCGUUUGAAUCUGGCUCAGCAGACACAUCCUAAACGAUAACACGAUGAAACCGAACACCGAUCUGCCAAAGAUUCCAUUGAUUUAAGUGACAAAAAAAAAACGGAGGUCAAUCAAAUACUGUUGUACGGAUGACAUUAAAUCUUUACUUGUGAUAUGUUGUACAGUGUUUUCUUAAGUGACACUGACUUCAACUGCAAUAAUUUUAUAUCGCUCCAAAGCGGAAAGAGCCUUGAUGGUGUUUUUGCCAGAAGGACCAACCAAACUGCUCCACAAGAAUAAGUUUUUUUUUUUUUAAGUUUAGACAUGAUUGGACACAUUUGAGAUAAGCUUGAAUGUCUGGUGGUAUUCUGAUAUCAUCACAAACCCUCUUGACUUGUCAGGACAGGAAGCUGAACCCUCAGCUUUAAACAUCAGCAGAUAGUUCCACUGGAAUACUGCUUUGUGUAAAAUGUAUGAGAUGUGUAUGAUUAUUUUAAACUUUUUUAAAGAGGCCUCUUUUAUC
Molecule: messenger RNA, 1657 nt
Organism: Limanda limanda (common dab)
Lineage: Eukaryota; Metazoa; Chordata; Actinopteri; Pleuronectiformes; Pleuronectidae
Gene: ankrd16
Product: ankyrin repeat domain 16
Exons: 8
Coding region: 69-1187 (372 amino acids)
Molecular function (GO): protein binding
Source: RefSeq, a predicted model, not a curated record